Messenger RNA from Boleophthalmus pectinirostris (great blue-spotted mudskipper), 582 nucleotides. RefSeq names its product atonal bHLH transcription factor 1c (gene atoh1c). The transcript has 2 exons. The coding region runs from base 1 to 582 and encodes 193 amino acids. Gene Ontology annotation, molecular function: protein dimerization activity. Lineage: Eukaryota; Metazoa; Chordata; Actinopteri; Gobiiformes; Gobiidae. The record is from RefSeq and is a predicted model, not a curated record.
AUGCCUGAGAAGAGAAGCCUGUUGGUGCCGCCGGAGCCUCAGAGCAGCGGGGCCGGGCCGGAGCGCGUGAGAGGCGGCUGUGAGAGCGCGCGGGCCUCGCCUCCUGCGCACGCCGUGGUGGAGCUGCGGCUGGAGGCUGGAUCUCUGCACUACCUCUGCUCCCCGGACGAGAGCGCGCUGGAGCGGGCGCAGAGGCGGAGGAGACUCGCCGCCAACGCCCGGGAGAGACGCAGGAUGCUCGGCCUGAACGUGGCCUUCGACCGGCUCCGGAGCGUCAUCCCGAACCUGGAGAGCGACAAGAAGCUCUCCAAGUCCGAGACGCUGCAGAUGGCGCAGAUCUACAUCUCCACCCUGAGCGAGCUGCUCCAGGAGGCUCCCGCGGGGCUCAGAGCGCACACGCCGCCGCCGCCGCCGCCGGGGCACUGCAGGCCCACCCCGGAACCCCGACAGCCCGCCCCGGAGCUCCGACAGCCCGCCCCGGAGCUCCGACCGCCCGCCCCGGAGCUCCGACAGCCCGCCGCCGCGCUCCUGGAGGAAAGACCUGGAGAAAACACGUGGGGAAGAAGCAGCGGAAGCAAAUGA